UUUGCCCGCCGUUCUCCCCGACUAUUGGACUGCGAAACAUGGAUAGAUGGAAAAGUUUGACUGUUUUUGGUGUGUGUGAGGGAGUUCGAUACGAGCGAUGAGUCCCGUGAAGAGAUUUCACAGAUCUGACUGGAAAAACACUCAUUUACUGCGCUCAUCUGCACUGUUAACCACUUAUUAAACUCAGCCAGUGGAGAUAUGACUAUUGAAGUGGCUCCGUGCCGCGCCGGAGGUGUGAUGUUGGUCCGUGACGCCGGUGUGUGUGGACACGAGCACAAUCAUUGAUGGCUGGAUGUAGGGGUCCGAUGGUGUGUUAAAGGCGCCAUGGGGAGCUGCUGUAGCUGUCCCGAUAAAGAGAUCAUACCUGACAAUCAUCACAACAAAUUCAAGGUGAUAAACGUGGAUGAUGACGGUAAUGAGCUGGGCUCAGGUGUGAUGGAGCUGACGGAGGAAGAGCUGAUUUUGCACACGCGUAAACGAGACGCUGUAAAGUGGCCCUACCUCUGCCUGCGUCGCUAUGGCUACGACUCCAACCUCUUCUCCUUCGAGAGCGGCCGGCGCUGUCAAACCGGUCAAGGGAUAUUUGCGUUCAAGUGUGCACGGGCCGAGGAGAUCUUUAACAUGCUGCAGGACAUCAUGCACAACAACAGCAUCAGCGUGGUGGAGGAGCCGGUGCUGGAGCCCGAGCUUCCAGUGACGCCUCACACUCCCACCACUCCCGGUUACUCCGUCCCGACGGUAGCCAAUGGGAUUGGCCGCUACCCUUCAUUCGGCGACGCCUCCUCGCGGCCGUCCAGCCGUCACCCUUCGGUGGGCAGCACCCGUUUACCCUCAGUAGGGGAGGAGUCCACACACCCACUGCUGCUCAACGACGAGACCGUACACACUUAUGUCAACACCACGGGUCUGCAAGAAGAGCGGCGCUCUCGCAGCACUGGCCACGCCCCUCUAGAGCUCCGGACCUCCAAUCCAGAGAGCGCAGCCCCAGCCUCGCCCAAUGAGCUGGAGCCCAGCGUGCUUCUGGAGCCGGAGGCCGUCAAGUUUGUUUUGGGCCCCACGCCGGUCCAGAGACAGAGACAGCGAGAUCUGGGCGAGCCGGACACGGCGGUGGGCUCAAACACUGACGCCGCUUCUCCAGUAAAGACUGUAAACGGCGGCACGGACUGCGACACGGGCUACGACAGCGACGAGCGCAAAGAGACGCCGCACGAGACUCUUAACGGCGGGUCCGGAGCGAGGCGCAUCAGACCACCCGUUCCUCUCCCAGACGCCCACAACGCUAACAACUCAGCCCAGCGGCGCCCGGCGCUGCUCAACUACGAGAACCUGCCGGCGCUGCCGCCCGUCUGGGAGACCCGCAAACCCAGCAGCGAGGCGGAGGACGAGGACGGACUCAAAUCUCCGUCUCUGAACGGCUUCCACUCGUUCGAUCACAAUUACGUGAACACGGAGAACGUGACGGUGCCGCUCAGCGCACACAAACUCCACAGCGCUCAGCCCAGCGUCUUCAGCUUCGACCUCCGCCGGCUCGGACAGCUCAACUACAUCGAGGUGGAGAUGGACAAGGUGUCGGACUCCAGCGGGCCGCACACCCCCAAGACGCCCACCACGCCGCUGCCGCCCACCCCCACGCGCCGGACGGAGCUGUACGCCGUCAUCGACAUCGAGCGCACCGCCGCUAUGUCCAGCCUGCAGAAAGCCCAGCCGCGGGACGAUGGCACGUCCAGAAAAACACGACACAACAGCACCGACCUGCCCAUGUGACCCAGCGGCUGAGCUCCACAAAACACGAGGUCUAGGUCACGUUUCACUACUAAACACCUCGAUCAUCAGAUCCCCCGCUUUAUACAUGCAAACUCUAAAUAAUUAAGCUGCAUUCAUUUGAACAAAAAUGAAAUAUUAUUACAAUUUUAAAAAAGUAAUUGAUUAAAUAAUUAAUUGAUGGAUUUUCAGCAUCAUUACUCCAGUCUUCAGUGUCACAUGAUCCUUCAGAAAUCAAUCCCUCAGCUAUUAUCAGUCAGUAUUGGCGCUCAGCUAUCAGUUUAUAUAAUUAUCAAUGUUCGACAAACAAUUUUUGCUGCUUAAAACGUGAAAACCAUGAUGCAUUUCUUUUUUUGCAAUUCUUAGAAGAAUAGAAAGUUGAAAAAAAGUGCAUUUAUUUGAAACAGAAGUUUUCAUCAAUUUAAUUUACCAUUGUGAAAUAAAAGCAUUAUUAUUAUUAAUAGUAGUAGUAUUUUUUAGUGACUACAAACUUCUAAAUGGAAAUAUGUCAGUUUCUGCAAAUAAAUAUUGAGCAGACAAACUGUUAAGACUGAUAAUAAAGGAUCACGUGACCCUGAAGACUGGAGUAAUGAUGAUAAAUUCAGCUGCGCAUCACAGGAACGAAAUACUUUUGACCAUAUAUCUGAAUAUCAAAUAGUUAUUUCAAUAAGUAAUGAUGUUUCAAAAUGGCACUGUGCUUACUGUAUUUUUAAUCAAUGAAAUGCAGCCUUGAUGAGCAGAAGAGGCUUCAUCGAAAACAAGUUCUUCAAACACUUAAGAAGCUUCAGUUUCAUAUAAAUAUAUUUGAUUUGGGGUGAAAUAUGACCUAGAAGUGAAAUGUUUUGUGAGAUUUGUUCAUAUAUAUAUAUAUAUAUAUAUAUAUAUAUAUAUAUAGUACUUUACAAGUGCACUGAUCUGCAUUGAUUCACUCAACACACGCAGGUCUGAAGCGGUCAAACAGGUACAGAUGAGUUCAGCAGACCUCAUUCACAAUGCUGUGAUCUUUUACUCUCUAUUUCACAAGUACAGAAGUGGUGGAGAUUCUCGUGGUUGAUGUAAGUCACUCAUUUUGCACUUGAGAGCAAUAAAAGAUGCUCACUACGGUAUUCUAGAGUCACUUUAAACGGCCGCUCUCCGUCCUCAGCCCUUCUGUUAGCGUCGGGUGCUCUCACAGGGAAAUAUAAUCACAGUCUUAAAAAGAUUGCAGCCUACACUGUUUUAAAAAAUAUCUUUGCAUAAAAGUUUGCAAACUAUAGUGUUAUUACACAUGAAAGAAUUCAAAUGUUACUUCAAUUUGAGGUUCCUUGUAUAAAAGUCAGAAAUAAAAGUUUCUUUUUAUGUAAAAUUCCCAGAUUUUUAUACAAAUAUCAAUAUUAAUUUGGCAUUUCUUUUCUGGGUUAUUUUGUGACGGAUGCAGAGAAAUCACAAGCUCCAAUAUUCUUUCUUUUACAACUUAAAGCAGCGUAUAUAUAUUGAUAAUAUUGAAGCUCAUGAGUGCUUUCAGAAGGAGCUGGAGGACGUGUGCGGUGCUGUAAAUGUGAUUGUCUCGCUCGUCUGCGCGCUCCCAUCUUUCCAAACAAGCAGACGCACCGAUCUAGACAGCCGCUUUAUGUAAAGUUUCUAUUGUAAAGUUUAUUGUAUGCUUGAGUUGCAUUAUUAUCACGUUAUUUUCUACCUUUUUGAGAGAGUGUGCAAAUAUAGGAACGUUCACAUGUACAAAACGACACUUAGUAGUUUUAGAAACAAAUGAAAUGAGUGUAAAAAUCAAGAUCAUUUGCCAAAUCUGAGGAACGGAAUGAUUGUUGGGAUCUUUUAGGGGUGUGUGUGUGUGUGUGUGUGUGUGUGUGUGUGUGUGUGUGUGUGUGUGUGUGUGUGUGUGUGUGUGUGUGUGCGGUUACAUUCCUUUGCGAGUAUUUCACAAUUAUGGACAUCGUACUGAAACUAGUUUUGAUAUUGCAUUUGAUAUAUUGGGUAUUGAUAUCAGUUUAGUAAAAUGUUUGUAUUUAAAAAAAAAAAAAAAAAAAAAAAAGACAGAAUAUUGUGUAUUUUGUGAUAUGUACACCAUUACAUCCCUGCCAUCGGUGCCAACUCUAUUUUUGUAGCAUGGCAAAAAAAUCAUUAAAAAAUGAAAUGAAA
This is a messenger RNA of Puntigrus tetrazona (Sumatra barb), 3897 nucleotides long. RefSeq names its product fibroblast growth factor receptor substrate 2a (gene frs2a). Gene Ontology annotation, biological process: cell surface receptor protein tyrosine kinase signaling pathway. Gene Ontology annotation, cellular component: cell-cell junction; cytoplasm. The transcript has 7 exons. Lineage: Eukaryota; Metazoa; Chordata; Actinopteri; Cypriniformes; Cyprinidae. The coding region runs from base 325 to 1764 and encodes 479 amino acids. The record is from RefSeq and is a predicted model, not a curated record.